Ipomoea nil (Japanese morning glory) is the source of this 3030-nucleotide messenger RNA. RefSeq names its product putative late blight resistance protein homolog R1C-3. Bases 1 to 2376 code for a protein of 791 amino acids. Gene Ontology annotation, biological process: defense response to other organism. Gene Ontology annotation, molecular function: ADP binding. The record is from RefSeq and is a predicted model, not a curated record. Lineage: Eukaryota; Viridiplantae; Streptophyta; Magnoliopsida; Solanales; Convolvulaceae. The transcript has 6 exons.
AUGGCUUGUGUUGCAUUGACUUCUCUCAUGGCAACAAUUCAGCAUGAGUUACUUCAACCCAACCACAGAGUGUCUCUUUUUGAUGAAAAGCCAUUGAAAUCUGUGUUUGAGAAGCUUUCUUCUUUGGAAGCCUUUCUGAAGAAGGAAUACAACAACGGUGGUGCUCCAAUCCCACAUCUGCAAAUCAAAAUCAGAGACUUUGCACUCAAAGCUGAAGAUGACAUUGAAAUACAACUAAGAAACACCCUUCUACCCAAAGACGGAGGAGAGCAUAAACAAAAAGCUCAUGCGAAACUCUACCAAAUCUUGCAAGAAGUAGCAAAGGAUGCAUCAGAGUUGUUGAAGAUUAUCAAUAGCGCAAGCAAUGAAGUUGAAGUGGCCAACGAUUCACAACUUGAGAACAUUUUGUCAGGUGGAUCCUUGCAAUGUUCUCCAGAGCUUGACGAUAUAAUGGUUGGUCGUCACAAUGAGUUUACAUCGUUAAGGAAUGUUAUCCUCAAUGAUAUUAUUAUUCCACAACGAACAGUACUCCCAAUUUUUGGAGUGCCAGGCCUUGGAAAGACUACUUUUUGUAAAAAACUCUAUGCAAAUGAAGGGGUUGUAUCACAUUUCAGCAUUCGGGGUUGGGUUACUAUUCCGCGAAGAUACAAUGUGCAACAAUUAUUGCGCCACCUUCUUCAAUCAAUGAAGCCAUCCCUCAAUGAAAUUGACAUGGGAAGCACUGUUUUUCAACUAAAAGUGCAACUGCACAAACACUUGAAAUGCAAAAGAUAUUUAAUUGUUUUGGAUGAUGUCCCUAACACUGUGGUUUGGGAUGAUAUCCAACAAUGUUUCCCUGAUGAAUCAAAUGGAAGUCGGAUAUUGCUAACCACUCUUUUCAGUGAUGUGGCUAAGUACAUUAGCAAAGAUUUCUAUUCCUUGCCUUUCCUAACUGACAAUGAGAGUUGUGAUCUAUUUUGCCACAGAUUUUCUCUUAAACAGUAUAUGUCACCUAAAUUUAAAGAAAUUGCAAAGAAUCUUAUUGAGGAAUGCAAAGGAUUGCCGCGGUCAAUUGUUAUGGUUGCAAAUCGUUUAUCUAAAUGCAACUACACAUUGAAGGAAUGGAAGAAGAUUGAAAAAGAACUACUGUCAUUGGGAAUUCUACAUAAAGAUGCACAACACUCAAUCUUUCCAAAACACAGUCAAAUCCAAGUGGAAAGACUUAUUAAGUUAUGGAUUGCUGAGGGAUUUGUGAAGCCACUAAGGUGUCUGCCAUUAGAAGAUAUAGCUUACCGGUAUUUAGAUGAUCUUAGAAGUAGAGGACUAGUCGAUCUAGACAUGGGCAAAGCUUUCAAACCAAAGACUUCUUAUUGUUUCAAGAGAGUGCCGCCAUUGCCCUUGGGGGAUUUAGUUUUUUUGAGAUAUCUAUCCGUACCACAAUGGUUUGGCAAUCUUGAUGAUGUAGUAUCAAAUAAUUCGAAUUUGCAAACGCUUAUUGUUUCUGGGGUUGAUCAAUCAACAAUUGGAGCACCUACUCUUCAUUUGCCAUCCAAAAUUUGGGAGCUGCAACAUUUAAGGCAUCUUGAGCUUGGGGAUAUGUAUAUGGUAGAUCCUCCAAACAUGGUUAAAGAGCAUUUGCAAACAUUAGUUUGUGCGAUGCCAAUUCAUUUCAAGAAAGAAGUGUAUUAUUGCAGGUUUCCAAGCAUAAGAAAACUGAAAAUUCUCUAUAAAGACCUCUUUGAGGCCGGUUGCACCCUUGGAUCUUGCGGAAAUCCCACCAUCAUUCUGGAGAAUUUUGAGGAUUUAUUAAGGCUGGAGACUCUAACGGUUAUCGUUUCAGUUGGUCGUAUAACCCUUUUGGAGCAGCUUGGUUUUCCUGCAAGUUUGAAGGAGUUGAGGUUGAGUGGGACUAAUUUUCCGGUGAAGGUUUUAAGGGUAAUUGGGCAGUUGCCCAGACUUAGGGUGCUGAAACUAGAAAAUGCUUUCUAUGGCAGAGUGUGGGAAGUAGCUGAAGGCAGAUUCUGUGAAUUAGAAGAGUUGGUCCUUGAAGCCAGAAAUCUGGAGCGAUGGGUGACCAAUGGUAGUCAUUUCCCAAAUCUCAGGCAUAUAGUCUUAAAAUGUUGUUAUUUUCUGGAAGAGAUCCCUCCUGAUUUUGCAGAAGGCCCCUUGUUGUUGUUUUCAAUUAAGUUGGAGCAAUGUCCUCCUUCUGUGGUCACUUCUGCCAAGUGGAUUCAACAAAGAAUGCGCUACAGAUUUGAGGUACCUGGGAUUAAGCUGCCUGAAGUUACUAUCGACGGCAAGAUUCUUUCAUACACAGAUAAGGAAGAGUCAGAAGAAGACGACCAGCCACCAGGCAGGGCUGGCAUUGAGUUAGUUACCAUUAGAAGAAGGAUAUGAUGCCAGAGGGUAUCCUAGCUACAUGUAGCUUUGUCUUCCAUUUAGCAUUGUUUAAUUUUUUUGCAGCUGAAACGAUACCAUGGGAGUAGAUCAUAAAGUGUAUCAUUUGACACCUCGAUCUCUAUGCCAUGGACAAUAGCAGACAGUCUCCAACUAUAAUUUCAUUCUCAUUUUUAGAGUGUCUCUUCAUGAUGAAAAGCCAUUGAAUUCUCUGUUUGAGAAGCUUUCUUCUUUGCAAGCCUUUCUGCACAAGGAAUACAACAACGGUGGUGUUCAAGUCCGUCAUCUCAUCUUGUAAUCAAAAUCAGAGACUUUGUGCUCAAAUUGUGUUCAAGUCCGUUAUCUCAUCUUGUAAUCAAAAUCACAGACUUUGUGCUCAAAUUAAUGUUGAAGAUGACAUUGAGAUACAACUAAGAAGCUUUCUUCUCGCCCAAGACGGAGAGUGUCAAGCCAAAGCUCGUGGGGAUCGGAACUCCAUCCAAACUUGCGAAUUGAAAAGCAGCGGAAGAUGAGAAGAGAAGCAUUGAUCCUCAAGUGGCCAAAGGUGCUCAUUCAUCAUAGAGUCGCCGUCGAUGACACUAUCAAUAAAAAGAAUAGGACAAAUACGGAAGAUGAAGACAAUGGUACUCAAAAGAAAAUUAUGGAAACUUAUAA